AUCCAAGUGAGUAUCAGUGUGUCCCUGCUAUCAUCCUCAUCCAAUCACACAGCUGCGUGCUGCUGUUGCUGCUGCGUGCUGCUGCUAUUACUCCCCAGUCUUCUGUCUCGCUGGUGAGAAACACUGCUGACGUUUUGGUCUUCUUCGACUUUACCCACUUUCUUCGCUCGUCCGACCCGUUUCAAUUUCGCCCCAUCUUUCUGUCGCCUCCUUUCCAACGUUGACCUCACCUCAUCUCCAACAGAAUGGCCGUCGGUAAGAACAAGAGGCUUUCAAAAGGAAAGAAGGGAAUUAAGAAGAAGGUUGUCGACCCAUUCACCAGGAAAGAAUGGUACGACAUCAAAGCACCUGGGUUCUUUGAGAACCGAAGUGCGGGCAAGACCCUUGUCAACCGAACUCAGGGAAUGAAGAACUCUGCCGACUCUCUCCGUGGCCGAGUCCUCGAACUGUCUCUCGCCGACCUCAACAACGACCAGGAGCAGUCUUUCCGAAAGAUCAAGCUGAAGGUUGAAGAGGUUUCUGGCAAGAGCUGCCUGACUUCAUUCUACGGUAUGGACUUCACCACGGACAAGGUCCGCUCGAUCGUCCGAAAGUGGCAAACCCUCAUCGAGGCAUCUGUCGAUGUCCGAACCACUGAUGGAUACGUUCUCCGACUGUUCUCUAUUGGAUUCACCAAACGUCAGGCCAACCAGGUCAAGAAGACUACCUACGCCAAGUCUUCUCAGGUCAGGGAGAUCCGGGCAAAGAUGGUUGAGAUCAUGAGACGCGAGGCUGAGGGAAGUGACUUGAAGGAGUUGGUCAAGAAGUUUGUGCCAGAGUCUAUCGGUCGAGAGAUUGAAAAGGCUUGCAAGGGUAUCUACCCCUUGCACAACGUUUACAUCCGCAAAGCCAAGAUUCUCAAGGCUCCCAAACUCGACAUGUCCAAGCUGCUCGAGACCCACGGCGAGGCUAUGGAUGCCAACACUGGAAGCAAAGUCGUCAAGGGAGGAGACUUUGUUGAGCCCGAGGUCCUCACUUCGGUCUAGAUAAAAGUGUUUUCUCCAAUGGCGUCCGUUUGCUAGGCAUAUAGGGAACGAGCUGCUGGCAUGUAUAGCUUAUGACCGAUGA
Molecule: messenger RNA, 1107 nt
Organism: Kockovaella imperatae
Lineage: Eukaryota; Fungi; Basidiomycota; Tremellomycetes; Tremellales; Cuniculitremaceae
Product: 40s ribosomal protein s3ae-a (s1-a)
Exons: 5
Coding region: 246-1025 (259 amino acids)
Biological process (GO): translation
Cellular component (GO): cytosol; ribosome
Molecular function (GO): structural constituent of ribosome
Source: RefSeq, a predicted model, not a curated record